GUUUCGUACACAACUGAAAUACUGCAGAAAAUGGUGCUUUGUGACGAAGUAACUGUUUAAUGUAAUUAAUGGGCAAUUUGUUGUAUAUAAUACAUAUACUGAUAAUACUAUUAGUUCAAAGAGCAUCGGUGUAGCAGUAGGCGAUCGAUUUAAAGUAGCCGCAAUCUCGAUUGCCAAACAAGCGACUGUUGUCUGACCGAAUGGGAAACAGAUGGAGGACAAAUGAAAACUCUCUGAUCAAAAUAAACAGGGAUGGCGCAGAUCACAGGUGGACAUACAGUUGUACACGAAUUUAACGCAAGAACAGUCCAAGAGACAUGGUGGGCAUGUUGUGAGAAAGGGGAGCUCCUGGAGGGGCUGAAGCAACACUUCCGUGUGUACGCGCCGCUUGUGUACUCCACCAGCCAUGACUCCAGCAAGGAGGAGCAGAUGGCCAACAAGUACCUGUUCAGGCCCAUGGAGGAGUUCCUUUGUGGUACAACCGACUCAGAAAGUGUCUUACAACAACUCAAGGCCAAAAACCAACCCUCUCAGAUAUGUGGCCAUGUCUUCAAAUCAGGAGAACCAACAUAUUCUUGCAGGGAUUGUGCCAACGAUCCGACAUGUGUGCUGUGUAUUGACUGCUUCCAGAACAGCGUCCAUAGGCAGCACAGAUACAGGAUGCACACGUCGGGGGGUAACGGGUACUGCGACUGCGGAGACAUCGAGGCGUGGAAGAUGGAGCCUUACUGCAGUAUACACAGGUCAUCUCUAGACCAGAACCAUCAGCAGAACCCGAUUGACCUGCUCCCUGUUGAGCUGACUGACCGUGGCAGUGCCCUGUUCCUGGCCACGCUGACCUACUGUGUGGACAUGCUGACCUGGGAGGAGACGGCCAGUCUGCCCGGGGGGCUGGAGGCGGAGGACACCGUGGACAGUAACCUCUAUCACUGCAUGCUGUUCAAUGAUGAGGUUCAUACAUACGAUCAGGUUAUCACAACCCUCCAGCGAGCCAUUGACUGUACGCCAAGACAGGCAAUCGACUUUGCCACCAUUGUAGACAGAGAGGGAAGAAGCAAUGUCCGGACUGGAAGUAAGGCAGAAUGUGAUAGAGCCAAGGAAAUCAUUGAGCGGAACACCUCACGUCACGGGAGCAAGCCCCUGAAGGUGCUAGUGAUGCAAAACUCGGUCGUAGCCCACCAGAACUUUGCCAUGAAGAUGAUACAGUGGCUUCAGAACAUCAUCUCCAAAUCAGACGGGUUGCGGCGGUUGUUCUGCAUGCUGUCAAUGCAGGUGCCAAAACGGUCGAGUGCCAGUGCUAUGGAGGUGGAAGAUGAGGAUGCUCCACUGUCUCUCAUGGAGCGGGUUCUCCUGGCAGACACACAGCUAUGGAAAGUUGCUCGAGUUCAGAGCCAUCAGUUGCUUAUGGCUGGUGCUCUCAUGGACCAAGAGUGCAAGAAACUGUUUGCCGGCAUUUUCACCAAGCGAUAUGAUCAGCUUCUUCAGGACUUUUGCAAAGACGACCAUGAUCACGACGUGUCUGUUACGUCAUUAACAGUUCAAAUGUUUACAGUGCCCAGUCUGGCUCGGUCCCUCAUCGUGGAGUAUGAUCUACUCAGUGUCAUUCUAAAGUCAUUUCUCAGGCCUUGUGAAAACAAGAAAAACAAAGAUGGUAAACUUUGUUUUGACCGGAAUGAUCGCAAUCCAGUAUAUAAGAGGGCAUGGUACAUGCUGUAUGAUCUCAAAUAUGCACUCCUUGCGAAGCCAACCAGUCCUGAAGAAUGGUCAGAUGGACUACGCACAAACUUUCUCAAUGGAGUGGUGGCCUUGCUGGACUUGUUAAAGAUUAUGCAGGGGAUGGAUGCUGUGACGAGACAGACUGGACAGCACCUGGAGUUCGAGCCGGAGUGGGAGGGGGCCUUUAAUCUGCAGCUGAAGCUGGAGGAUGAUCUCAAACUGUUUGCCAGCUGGUGUGCUGAGGAUAAACAUAUUCUGACAGUAGCAUAUAAGGAAACACUAGAGGCUCUGUACCAGUGUAGGGACUCAGCGAAACGGGAGAAGUGCGAGGCUGCUGGCUACAACACCAAAUGUGUCAAGUAUGAUGUGUCGAGUCAGCCCACGUCUAUACAUCUACCCCUCACAAGGUUCCUGUCAGCUUUGCACUUACACCUUGGCAAGUUUGGACUUUCAUUCAACGCUCCAGAGCUUAGUACAAAGAAACGUCUGGAGCCGAUGGAGCUGAUGGAAGCUCCGCUGCGAACUCAGGUGAUGAUAGCCCAGACACAGGCGGGGAUGUGGAGGAGGAACGGAUUCGCUCUACUGAAUCAGAUUUUCUUUUAUCAUAAUGUGCGAUGUCGUGGUGAGAUGUAUGACAGGGAUAUAGCAAUGCUUCAGAUUGGUGCUUCACAGAUGAACCCGGACGACUUCAUUGUGUCUCUCCUGCAUAAGUUCAAUCUACUCCACUGGGCCAGACCUGAGUAUGAUGUCCCGGGUGGGCAGGAGGACUCUGUACGGCAGACAGUCAUGCUAGCGGAGGAGUUCCUCAACCUCCUCAUCAUCGUCCUGGAGGAGCGCUAUGUGCCUGGCAUAGGGGAGAUCACUCAGCAGGAUGUAGUGAAAAGGGAGAUAAUCCAUCAGUUGUGUAUAGCACCGAUGGCCCAUAGUGAACUUGUCAAGGCAUUACCAGAAGAUCACAACAAUGAGACAGGUGUUGAAGAUGUUGUCAGCGAGGUUGCCAACUUCAGGAAGCCGUCCUCUACUGACAAGGGGAAGUAUGAGUUGAAGGAGGAGUUCUACAGCCAGUAUUGCCCAUACUUUUACCACUACACCAAGACAGACCAGUCCAAGUCUGAAGAAACCCAAAGAAAAAGGAAGAAGCAACAAGAUGAGGAUCAAGCUCUUCCCCCUCCAGUACCUCCGUCCUUAACCUCACAGUUCCAGCCACUGGUCAACAUCCUACAGUGUGACGUCAUGCUGCAUAUCAUGCGAGUUGUUCUCACACGCACAGCUGCACAAAGGUCAAGGUCAUGGUCAGAAGCCCAGUUUGAGAGGAUUCUAUAUAUCAUUGGAAUAGCUCUCCAUGAGCAGCGCAGAGCAAUUGACAUGAACAACACAAGCUUUGAUUUCCUCAAUAAGGCUGUGAAAGACAAUGGCUUGUUGUCGCUGCUGCAGACCCUGGUGGGCAACCAGAACGUCAGCCAGGAUCCGGUGAAAGACCUACUUACUUGGAUGCUGAAGCAAUUUGCCGAGAUCUGCACCCGGAAGGACAGUUCUGUGGAUGUGGGGACGCUGGGGAACAUCGCCAGUGGCCGGGACCACAAGACAGAGGCAGAGAAGAAGAGGAAAGCCGAGCGGGCAGCGAAACGCAGGGCAAGGGUCAUGGCUCAGAUGUCCAAGAUGCAGAGGAACUUUAUUGCAGAGAAUGCUGAUCUGUUUGAAAACACCAGCACAGACCUGAAGGCUGCCACUUCUGAUAUGGAUCUGAGUGAGAGUCUUCCUGUCGGCUUCCCUGUAGCCCUGGGCAGCUGUCGCAGCAGUGCGGUCGUCACGGCGCCCAUCCACGCCACAUGUAUCCUGUGUCAGGAGGAACAGGAAGUCACAUGUAGCGGCAAAGCCAUGGUCCUUGCGGCUUUUGUACAGAGAUCCACUGUGUUGUCGCAGUGUCGGGGCAAGAGUGCGGAGAACAAGGAAGACUUUGACCCCAUGUUUAUGCUCCCUGACCUCCUCGUCGGCACCUACACCAGCUCCUGUGGCCAUGUGAUGCACCAUGACUGCUGGCAGAGGUACUUUGACAAUGUGAUGAACAAGGAGCGGCGGCGGCCUCUACGUUUCCGCCACAGCUACAGCUACGACAUAGACAAGAUGGAAUAUUUAUGUCCCCUCUGUGAGGGCCUCAGCAACACUGUGAUACCCAUCGUCCCUCCUCUCGUCUCCAUGCUGGCAGACACGGAGCAAGAGGUGGACCUAAAGUAUGAUGACUGGCUAGAUGGCAUCCAGAAGACUGUACAGAAUAGCAUCCAGGAAACCAAGGACAAGGAGUCUGAAGAAGACUUCCCCCUGUUCCAGCCAUGUCCGAUCUCCACCAUCACGCGCAUGAUGGCCGAGAGUGUCGCCAAGAACUUCCAGCUGCUCUGGGAGUAUGUGUAUGAUGAUGCCAGGUAUGUCGACACGUCUGUUAGAUGUAGCUCCAUGAUUAGAUAUAUUACAGUAGGGGUAUAUGUGACAUUUGGACUGAAUGUGGAUCCUGAUGAUGAAAACCCACGAGUGUCUGUGAUGGCGUGGAGCACAUGUGCCUUCACUAUACAAGCUAUAGAGCAAGUACUUCAGUCAGAAGACAAGAGCCUGUUUGGAUCGCUGCCGAAUCGGCAGUCAGACUUGCUGGGGUCGCUGGUGAGAUUCGGGGCGGUGGUGAGUCAAGUGAUGUCCCCUGACCAGGUGCGGCAACAGUGUGUCAGGCUGCUCUCAGCCUUGAUACCAAAUGAAAUGGAGAAGAGGAACAGAGAAUCGCCAUGUCUACUUGACCUUGACCUCUUCCACUAUCUGGUGACCUUGACCAUGACCCUGCCGACACUGUAUGCUGAGCAGCUGAAGUCUAUCUCGACACUGCCGACGGGUGGUCUCAACAACAAACAUGCCCUGCAGCUGGUUCUCACAGCUCACAUCACGCAGCUGAUGCUUUCAUUUGACGAGCAGCCACAAGACCCCAUGGAAGUUGAAGGAGAGAUGGAGGGCCAGUCAUUGGUCCGGGUGUACAACAAGCUGCGGGAGUGUGCUGGCACGAAGAUGGACCAGUCUCCAUCUCCCCACCAGCUUCUGCAGUACAUCCACCGUGCUGCUCUCCCCUUCCUCCGCUGUGCCGCGAUCCUCUACCACUAUGUCACUGGCGUCAUCGCACCAGAGGAUCUCUACAUUGAGGGAAAGAAGACCCAUGAGUUUGAGAUUCUGUGUCGGUACCUGGCUCUACCAGUCUCCAUGUCUGAGUUGUUUGAGAAGCAAGGAGAGAUCACAAGCACUCUUAUCCAGAGUUGGUGCUGCAGUCGGAAGUUGAAGGAACGCCUGUCGGCCAGCAGCGUCCAGCUGGUCCACUACCCCCUUCAGGUGAACACCCUGGUGGAGCUACCCCAGGACUUCAGCGAACUCAUCAACCAGGUGUCCACCUUCACGUGCCCCAAGUCAGAUGGAGAUGACAGCCGUGCCCCGACAAUGUGCCUGGCAUGUGGCCGGAUGCUGUGUUCACAGAGCUACUGUUGUCAGACUGAUCUGGAUGGACUGUCGGUCGGAGCUGCCACGGAACAUGCCGCAAAGUGUGGAGCUGGUAUCGGCAUCUUCCUGCGGGUGCGGGACUGUCAGAUACUGCUGCUGGCAGGUAAAACCAAAGGCUGCUUCAUAGCACCCCCGUAUCUGGACAACUACGGGGAGACAGAUCAAGGCCUCAGGCGUGGGAACCCUCUACGGCUGUGUGAGGAGAAGUACCGAGGUCUGCAGAAACUGUGGUUCUCGCACGCCAUCCCGGAAACCAUCGCACACAACCUGGAGUUCAACAGCAACUUCACUGCCAUUGAGUGGCAGAAUCUCUGAGGAUUACUCAACUUAGUCUCAUUCUGUUAAAGUUAUUAUUGAAAGUUAUUGUCACGUUAUAUCCCGAAAAGUUGAUUCCCUUGUUACAGUAACUUACUCAGGAAGGUCUUCGAGAACAUAUUUGAUGAUAGGCCACAGAUUGGGGGAGACACAGUUUACAUAUCAGGAAUCUGUUGUAGAUCUUUCUUCCUUGAUCCACUUCAUACAUUGAACAGUCACGUGUAUCUGGCAAUGCAGAUGUUAUACAUUUCAUAACAGGUUUUGCUGUGAGUUGUCAGUAGCCAAACCAAAGAAAUGGUAGUAAGUGUGCAAGGUCAAGG
Messenger RNA from Haliotis rubra (blacklip abalone), 5876 nucleotides. Its product is annotated as E3 ubiquitin-protein ligase UBR2-like. Gene Ontology annotation, biological process: ubiquitin-dependent protein catabolic process via the N-end rule pathway; protein ubiquitination. Gene Ontology annotation, molecular function: ubiquitin protein ligase activity; zinc ion binding. Gene Ontology annotation, cellular component: ubiquitin ligase complex; cytoplasm. The coding region runs from base 253 to 5556 and encodes 1767 amino acids. The record is from RefSeq and is a predicted model, not a curated record. Lineage: Eukaryota; Metazoa; Mollusca; Gastropoda; Lepetellida; Haliotidae. The transcript has 46 exons.